Closterium sp. Yama58-4 is the source of this 7017-nucleotide messenger RNA. NCBI's taxonomy places the organism in Eukaryota, Viridiplantae, Streptophyta, Zygnematophyceae, Desmidiales, Closteriaceae. The record is from the annotation of a GenBank genome assembly.
AUGGGGAUCUUCACGAAUCGGCAUCCAAAUCCACCAAGCUGCUGUCACUUCGUUGUGAACCUCCAGCCUCCAAAUUUCGGGUGUUUGAGCAUCGUUAAGCGAUUUAUACAUCGUCGCCAGGCUGCAGCCAAUUCGUCGCCAAAGUUCAACGAUUCUAGCAACGUCGCACGGGACGGCUCUGUCCUCCUCCUCCCUGGUAUUGCCUCCUCCUCACCGGUGUUGCCUCCUCCUCGCUGGUGUUGCCUUCUCCUCCCCGGUAUUGCCUCCUCCUCCCCAGUGUUGCCUCCUCCUCACUGGUGUUGCCUCCUCCUCCUUGGUGUUGCCUCCUCCUCCCUGGUGUUGCCUCCUCAUCCUUGGUGUUGCCUCCUCCUCUCUGGUGUUGCCUUCUCCUCCCUGGUGUUGCCUCCUCCUCCCCGGUGUUGUUUCCUCCUCACUGGUGUUGCCUUCUCCUCCCUGGUGUUGCCUCCUCCUCCCUGGUGUUGCCUCCUCCUCCCUGGUGUUGCCUCCUCCUCCCUGGUGUUGCCUCCUCCUCCUCGGUGUUGCCUCCUUCUCCUCGGUGUUGCCUCCUCCUCCCCGGUGUUGCCUCCUCCUCUCGGUGUUGCCUCCUCCUCCCCCGUGUUGCCUCCUCCUCACUGGUGUUGCCUCCUCCUCAAUGGUGUUGCCUCCUCCUCACUGGUGUUGCCUCCUCCUCCCUGGUGUUGCCUUCUCCUCCCUGGUGUUGCCUCCUCCUCCUUGGUGUUGCCUCCUCCUCUCUGGUGUUGCCUUCUCCUCCCUGGUGUUGCCUCUUCCUCACUGGUGUUGCCUCCUCCUCCCUGGUGUUGCCUUCUCCUCCCUGGUGGUACCUCCUCCUCCUUGGUGUUGCCUCCUCCUCACUGGUGUUGCCUCCUCCUCCCUGGUGUUGCCGCCUUCUCCCCGGUGUUGCCUCCUCCUCCCCGGUGUUGCCUCCUCCUCCCUGGUGUUGCCUUCUCCUCCCUGGUGUUGUUUCCUCCUCACUGGUGUUGCCUCCUCCUCCCUGGUGUUGCCUUCUCCUCCCUGGUGUUGCCUCCUCCUCCCCGGUGUUGUUUCCUCCUCACUGGUGUUGCCUCCUCCUCCCUGGUGUUGCCUCCUCCUCCCCGGUGUUGCCUCCUCCUCCCUGCUGUUGCCUCCUCCUCCUUGGUGUUGCCUCCUCCUCCCUGGUGUUGCCUCCUCCUCCUUGGUGUUGCCUCCUCCUCCCUGGUGUUGCCUUCUCCUCCCUGGUGUUGCCUCCUCCCCGGUGUUGUUUCCUCUUCACUGGUGUUGCCUCCUCCUCCCUGGUGUUGCCUUCUCCUCCCUGGUGUUGCCUCCUCCCCGGUGUUGUUUCCUCUUCACUGGUGUUGCCUCCUCCUCCCUGGUGUUGCCUUCUCCUCCCUGGUGUUGCCUCCUCCUCCCCGGUGUUGCCUCCUCCUCCCCGGUGUUUCCUCCUCCUCCCUGCUGUUGCCUCCUCCUCCUUGGUGUUGCCUCCUCCUCAUCGGUGUUGCCUCCUCCUCCUUGGUGUUGCCUCCUCCUCUCUGGUGUUGCCUUCUCCUCCCCGGUGUUGUUUCCUCCUCACUGGUGUUGCCUCCUCCUCCCUGGUGUUGCCUUAUCCUCCCUGGUGUUGCAUCCUCCUCACUGGUGUUGCCUCCUCCUCACUGGUGUUGCCUCCUCCUCCCUGGUGUUGCCUCCUCCUCCCUGGUGUUGCCGCCUUCUCCCCGGUGUUGCCUCCUCCUCCCUGGUGUUGCCUCCUCCUCCCUGGUGUUGCCUCCUCCUCCUUGGUGUUGCCUCCUCCUCACUGGUGUUGCCUCCUCCUCCUUGGUGUUGCCUCCUCCUCCUUGGUGUUGCCUCCUCCUCCCCGGUGUUGCCUCCUCCUCCUUGGUGUUGCCUCCUCCUCUCUGGUGUUGCCUCCUCCUCCCCGGUGUUGUUUCCUCCUCACUGGUGUUGCCUCCUCCUCCCUGGUGUUGCCUUCUCCUCCCUGGUGUUGCCUCCUCCUCCUUGGUGUUGCCUCCUCCUCACUUGUGUUGCCUCCUCCUCCCUGGUGUUGCCUCCUCCUCCCUGGUGUUGCCGCCUUCUCCCCGGUGUUGCCUCCUCCUCCCUGGUGUUGCCUCCUCCUCCCUGGUGUUGCCUCCUCCUCCUUGGUGUUGCCUCCUCCUCACUGGUGUUGCCUUCUCCUCCCUGGUGUUGCCUCCUCCUCCCUGGUGUUGCCUCCUCCUCCCUGGUGUUGCCUCCUCCUCCUUAUUGUUGCCUCCUCCUCCCUGGUGUUGCCUCCUCCUCCCCGGUGUUGCCUCCUCCUCCCUGGUGUUGACUCCUCCUCCCUGGUGUUGCCUCCUCCUCUCUGGUGUUGCCUUCUCCUCCCUGGUGUUGCCUCCUCCUCUAUGGUGUUGCCUCCUCCUCACUGGUGUUGCCUCCUCCUCCCCGGUGUUGCCUCCUCCUCCCUGGUGUUGCCUUCUCCUCCCUGGUGUUGUUUCCUCCUCACUGGUGUUGCCUCCUCCUCCCUGGUGUUGCCUUCUCCUCCCUGGUGUUGCCUCCUCCUCACUGGUGUUGCCUCCUCCUCCCCGGUGUUGCCUCCUCCUCCCUGGUGUUGCCUCCUCCUCCUUGGUGUUGCCUCCUCCUCCCUGGUGUUGCCUCCUCCUCCUUGGUGUUGCCUCCUCCUCCCUGGUGUUGCCUCCUCCUCCCUGGUGUUGCCUCCUCCUCCUUGGUGUUGCCUCCUCCUCUCUGGUGUUGCCUUCUCCUCCCUGGUGUUGCCUCCUCCUCACUGGUGUUGCCUCCUCCUCCCCGGUGUUGUUUCCUCCUCACUGGUGUUGCCGCCUCCUCCCUGGUGUUGCCUUCUCCUCCCUGGUGUUGCCUCCUCCUCCUUGGUGUUGCCUCCUCCUCACUGGUGUUGCCUCCUCCUCCCUGGUGUUGCCUCCUCCUCCCUGGUGUUGCCGCCUUCUCCCCGGUGUUGCCUCCUCCUCCCUGGUGUUGCCUCCUCCUCCCUGGUGUUGCCUCCUCCUCCUUGGUGUUGCCUCCUCCUCACUGGUGUUGCCUCCUCCUCCCUGGUGUUGCCUUCUCCUCCCUGGUGUUGUUUCCUCCUCACUGGUGUUGCCUCCUCCUCCCUGGUGUUGCCUCCUCCUCCCCGGUGUUGCCUCCUCCUCCCUGGUGUUGCCUCCUCCUCCCCGGUGUUGCCUCCUCCUCCCUGGUGUUGCCUCCUCCUCCCUGGUGUUGCCUCCUCCUCCCUUGGUGUUGCCUCCUCCUUUCUGGUGUUGUCUUCUCCUCCCUGGUGUUGCCUCCUCCUCCCCGGUGUUGUUUCCUCCUCACUGGUGUUGCCUCCUCCCUGGUGUUGCCUUCUCCUCCCUGGUGUUGCCUCCUCCUCCCUGGUGUUGCCUCCUCCUCCCUGGUGUUGCCUCCUCCUCCUUGGUGUUGCCUCCUCCUCCCUGGUGUUGCCUUCUCCUCCCUGGUGUUGCCUCCUCCUCCUUGGUGUUGCCUCCUCCUCACUUGUGUUGCCUCCUCCUCCCUGGUGUUGCCUCCUCCUCCCUGGUGUUGCCGCCUUCUCCCCGGUGUUGCCUCCUCCUCCCUGGUGUUGCCUCCUCCUCCCUGGUGUUGCCUCCUCCUCCUUGGUGUUGCCUCCUCCUCACUGGUGUUGCCUUCUCCUCCCUGGUGUUGCCUCCUCCUCCCUGGUGUUGCCUCCUCCUCCCUGGUGUUGCCUCCUCCUCCUUAUUGUUGCCUCCUCCUCCCUGGUGUUGCCUCCUCCUCCCUGGUGUUGACUCCUCCUCCCUGGUGUUGCCUCCUCCUCUCUGGUGUUGCCUUCUCCUCCCUGGUGUUGCCUCCUCCUCUAUGGUGUUGCCUCCUCCUCACUGGUGUUGCCUUCUCCUCCCCGGUGUUGCCUCCUCCUCCCUGGUGUUGCCUUCUCCUCCCUGGUGUUGUUUCCUCCUCACUGGUGUUGCCUCCUCCUCCCUGGUGUUGCCUUCUCCUCCCUGGUGUUGCCUCCUCCUCACUGGUGUUGCCUCCUCCUCCCCGGUGUUGCCUCCUCCUCCCUGGUGUUGCCUCCUCCUCCUUGGUGUUGCCUCCUCCUCCCUGGUGUUGCCUCCUCCUCCUUGGUGUUGCCUCCUCCUCCCUGGUGUUGCCUCCUCCUCCCUGGUGUUGCCUCCUCCUCCUUGGUGUUGCCUCCUCCUCUCUGGUGUUGCCUUCUCCUCCCUGGUGUUGCCUCCUCCUCACUGGUGUUGCCUCCUCCUCCCCGGUGUUGUUUCCUCCUCACUGGUGUUGCCGCCUCCUCCCUGGUGUUGCCUUCUCCUCCCUGGUGUUGCCUCCUCCUCCUUGGUGUUGCCUCCUCCUCACUGGUGUUGCCUCCUCCUCCCUGGUGUUGCCUCCUCCUCCCUGGUGUUGCCGCCUUCUCCCCGGUGUUGCCUCCUCCUCCCUGGUGUUGCCUCCUCCUCCCUGGUGUUGCCUCCUCCUCCUUGGUGUUGCCUCCUCCUCACUGGUGUUGCCUCCUCCUCCCUGGUGUUGCCUUCUCCUCCCUGGUGUUGUUUCCUCCUCACUGGUGUUGCCUCCUCCUCCCUGGUGUUGCCUCCUCCUCCCCGGUGUUGCCUCCUCCUCCCUGGUGUUGCCUCCUCCUCCCCGGUGUUGCCUCCUCCUCCCUGGUGUUGCCUCCUCCUCCCUGGUGUUGCCUCCUCCUCCCUUGGUGUUGCCUCCUCCUUUCUGGUGUUGUCUUCUCCUCCCUGGUGUUGCCUCCUCCUCCCCGGUGUUGUUUCCUCCUCACUGGUGUUGCCUCCUCCCUGGUGUUGCCUUCUCCUCCCUGGUGUUGCCUCCUCCUCCCUGGUGUUGCCUCCUCCUCCCUGGUGUUGCCUCCUCCUCCUUGGUGUUGCCUCCUCCUCCCUGGUGUUGCCUUCUCCUCCCUGGUGUUGCCUCCUCCUCUCUGGUGUUGCCUUCUCCUCCCUGGUGUUGCCUCCUCCUCACUGGUGUUGCCUCCUCCUCCCUGGUGUUGCCUUCUCCUCCCUGGUGUUGCCUCCUCCUCCCUGGUGUUGCCUCCUCCUCCCCGGUGUUGCCUCCUCCUCUCGGUGUUGCCUCCUCCUCCCCCGUGUUGCCUCCUCCUCACUGGUGUUGCCUCCUCCUCACUGGUGUUGCCUCCUCCUCCCUGGUGUUGCCUUCUCCUCCCUGGUGUUGCCUCCUCCUCCUUGGUGUUGCCUCCUCCUCUCUGGUGUUGCCUUCUCCUCCCUGGUGCUGCCUCCUCCUCACUGGUGUUGCCUCCUCCUCCCUGGUGUUGCCUCCUCCUCACUGGUGUUGCCUCCUCCUCCCCGGUGUUGCCUCCUCCUCCCUGGUGUUGCCUCCUCCUCCUUGGUGUUGCCUCCUCCUCCCUGGUGUUGCCUCCUCCUCCUUGGUGUUGCCUCCUCCUCCCUGGUGUUGCCUCCUCCUCCCUGGUGUUGCCUCCUCCUCCUUGGUGUUGCCUCCUCCUCCCUGGUGUUGCCUCCUCCUCCUUGGUGUUGCCUCCUCCUCCCUGGUGUUGCCUUCUCCUCCCUGGUGUUGCCUCCUCCUCCCCGGUGUUGUUUCCUCCUCACUGGUGUUGCCUCCUCCUCCCCGGUGUUGCCUUCUCCUCCCUGGUGUUGCCUCCUCCUCACUGGUGUUGCCUCCUCCUCCCCGGUGUUGCCUUCUCCUCCCUGUUGUUGCCUCCUCCUCCUUGGUGUUGCCUCCUCCUCCCCGGUGUUGCCUCCUCCUCCCCGGUGUUGCCUCCUCCUCUCUGGUGUUGCCUUCUCCUCCCCGUUGUUGUUUCCUCCUCACUGGUGUUGCCUCCUCCUCCCUGGUGUUGCCUUCUCCUCCCUGGUGUUGCCUUCUCCUCACUGGUGUUGCCUCCUCCUCACUGGUGUUGCCUCCUCCUCCCUGGUGUUGCCUCCUCCUCCCUGGUGUUGCCGCCUUCUCCCCGGUGUUGCCUCCUCCUCCCUGGUGUUGCCUCCUCCUCCCUGGUGUUGCCUCCUCCUCCUUGGUGUUGCCUCCUCCUCACUGGUGUUGCCUCCUCCUCCUUGGUGUUGCCUCCUCCUCCUUGGUGUUGCCUCCUCCUCCCCGGUGUUGCUUCCUCCUCCUUGGUGUUGCCUCCUCCUCUCUGGUGUUGCCUCCUCCUCCCCGGUGUUGUUUCCUCCUCACUGGUGUUGCCUUUUCCUCCCUGGUGUUGCCUCCUCCUCCUUGGUGUUGCCUCCUCCUCACUUGUGUUGCCUCCUCCUCCCUGGUGUUGCCUCCUCCUCCCUGGUGUUGCCGCCUUCUCCCCGGUGUUGCCUCCUCCUCCCUGGUGUUGCCUCCUCCUCCUUGGUGUUGCCUCCUCCUCACUGGUGUUGCCUCCUCCUCCCUGGUGUUGCCUCCUCCUCCCUGGUGUUGCCUCCUCCUCCCUGGUGUUGCCUCCUCCUCCUUGUUGUUGCCUCCUCCUCCCUGGUGUUGCCUCCUCCUCCCCGGUGUUGCCUCCUCCUCUCUGGUGUUGCCUUCUCCUCCCUGGUGUUGCCUCCUCCUCACUGGUGUUGCCUCCUCCUCCCUGGUGUUGCCUUCUCCUCCCUGGUGUUGCCUUCUCCUCCCUGGUGUUGCCUCCUCCUCCUUGGUGUUGCCUCCUCCUCACUGGUGUUGCCUCCUCCUCCCUGGUGUUGCCGCCUUCUCCCCGGUGUUGCCUCCUCCUCCCUGGUGUUGCCUUCUCCUCCCUGGUGUUGCCUCCUCCUCCUUGGUGUUGCCGCCUCCUCACUGGUGUUGCCUCCUCCUCCCUGGUGUUGCCUCCUCCUCCUUGGUGUUGCCUCCUCCUCUCUGGUGUUUCCUUCUCCUCCCUGGUGUUGCCUCCUCCUCCCCGGUGUUGUUUCCUCCUCACUGGUGUUGCCUUCUCCUCCCUGGUGUUGCCUCCUCCUCCCUGGUGUUGCCUCCUCCUCACUGGUGUUGCCCUCACUGGUGUUGCCUCCUCCUCCCUGGUGUUGCCUCCUCCUCCCUGGUGUUGCCUCCUCCUUGGUGUUGCCUCCUCCUCCUUGGUGUUGCAUCCUCCUCCUUGGUGUUGCCUCCUCCUCCUUGGUGUUGCCUCCUCCUCCCUGA